This is a messenger RNA of Cylindrotheca closterium, 1077 nucleotides long. Lineage: Eukaryota; Bacillariophyta; Bacillariophyceae; Bacillariales; Bacillariaceae. The record is from the annotation of a GenBank genome assembly.
AUGAGAACAACGAGGACUUCAAGAUUACAGACUCUAUCCAUGCUCUGCAUGCUGGUGGUGACAAUCUUGACAUCCUCGGCGGUCUCCGCAUUACAUCGACCUUCCCGCGAACUCCCUGCUUCGGUAAUGGGAUGGCGCGAUGAGGAGGAUUCCACAAGAAUACCAUUGAAAUCUUUCUCUGAUUCUUCUUCCUUUGUGACGGCAAAAAAAGCAGCAACGGAUGCGGCACCAUGUCCUCGUACUAGUCCUCUUCAGGUGGUGUCAAGAGGUGGAGGAGGAGGAGGAGGAGAUGUCAAGAAAAAUGUCCCUGCUCCUGCACGAAACAACCCCAAAAAGACGACUGUUCUUGUCACUACAACUGUAGUAGCAUGUCUUCUUUGGAAAUUUCGAGAACCUCUUGGGGCAAUCUUUAGCAAGGACAAGAUCCAAUCGAAAACCUUGGAAAUCUUGGGCAAACUAGAUUCCCUGCCCAAAUUGCAGUCAUAUGCUAGUUACGUGGGAGGAAUGGCACUUUGGGAACUCUUUGGCCUUUCCACCAUUCCGGUGGAAACGGCUGCUGGAAUGGUCUUUGGAUGGAAUGGUAUUCUCUUGAGUGGAUCCGGCAAACUCUUGGGAGCCAUUGUUGCGUUUUUACUGGGUCGAUAUGGAGCCUUGGCCCAUUGGAUUCAAUCCAAACUCUCGUCGAAUUCCUUUUUGCAAGAUGCCUCCCAUUCCACAGAAGACAGUCCCUUGAAGGUAGCCUUCUUGAUGAAGAUGAGUUCCUUCCCAGAAACCAUCAAGAAUUAUGGUUCGGCAUUGUUGAGUCCCAUUAAAUUGUGGAUGUUUGUGGUGGCCACCUUUUUUCAUGGAGUGACCUUUUCCGCUCUUUGGACCUAUUUGGGCGUCGAUACGGCGGCUCGACUGGAGAAUACCGAGCUUCCAGCCGAUGGCAAACUGCAAUUCUUGUUGGCGGCAGCCUUGUUCAAUGGUAUUGUGAUCUCGCCACUGUCCAUGGCCUAUUGGGUCAAGAUGAUGCAAAAAUCAAAGCAGCAGGCAGCAGCAUUCUCCUCCUCCUUUCAAAAGACCAAGAAGCGAUAG